Ramularia collo-cygni is the source of this 663-nucleotide messenger RNA. RefSeq names its product related to thioredoxin-like protein. Gene Ontology annotation, cellular component: nucleus. The record is from RefSeq and is a predicted model, not a curated record. The transcript has a single exon. Lineage: Eukaryota; Fungi; Ascomycota; Dothideomycetes; Mycosphaerellales; Mycosphaerellaceae. The coding region runs from base 1 to 663 and encodes 220 amino acids.
AUGUCGCACUGUCACAACGAACAUGGCCAUCAUGGCCACGACCAUUCCGAAGGCGCCGCCCACGAUMACAGCGACGAUCUCACGCCGGCUCUGCAGAACCAGAUCUACGAGCAAAUUGACUUUGAUGCGGUGAACACGCUCAACGAAGCCGAAUCUCGCGCAGGCCAAAAAGUACUGCAGAAGACAUGGACCGACCGACUCAACGUCCAGCCCGAGCUGGUCAGCGAUGCCGAUGAACAAUUGCUCAUACACAUCCCGUUCACCGCGCAGAUCCGGCUGCAUAGCAUUCUCAUUCGCACAUCCACUACAGACUCCGCACCGAUGAAUGUCAAAGUGUACGUGAACCGAGAAGGAUUGGAUUUCAGCACCGCCGCCGAUCUACCACCGACACAGACGCUGGAGUUGGCGCAGUCAAAUGAUGUGCAGGAGGUGCCCGUCAAGAGGGCGCUGUUCAACACGGUGCGUUCGUUGGAUCUCUUCUUCGAGGAUAAUUGGGGUCAGGGUGCCGAGGAUGAGACUCGCAUCAGCUAUUUGGGCUUCAAGGGAGAGUGGCUGAAGCUCAAUCGUGCUCCCGUCAAUGUCAUCUACGAGGCUGCGGCAAAUCCCAAGGAUCACAAGACCAGUGUCGGUGAGAAGAUGGGCGCUCAGAUUGGCGGAGCAUGA